AUGGCGCCUCAGAAAGACAAGAAGCUUAAGAGAACAACCCCCAAGUUUAAUUUGGACCUCAUUCAUCCUGUAGAAGAUGGGAUUUUUGAUUCUGGAAAUUUUGUUGUUUUUGAGAAACAGUUCUCUAAGAGGUAUUUGAAAUAUCUUACCAAGAAAUACCUUAAGAAUAAUCUUCGUGAUUGGCUUCAUGUGGUUGCAUCUGACAAGGAGACUUACGAACUUCGUUAUUUCCAAAUUAGUCAAGAUGAAGAUGAGUCAGAGUCUGAGGACUAA
Sciurus carolinensis (gray squirrel) is the source of this 273-nucleotide messenger RNA. Its product is annotated as 60S ribosomal protein L22-like 1. The transcript is spliced from 2 exons. The record is from RefSeq and is a predicted model, not a curated record. Gene Ontology annotation, biological process: cytoplasmic translation. Gene Ontology annotation, molecular function: RNA binding; structural constituent of ribosome. Bases 1 to 273 code for a protein of 90 amino acids. Gene Ontology annotation, cellular component: ribosome. NCBI's taxonomy places the organism in Eukaryota, Metazoa, Chordata, Mammalia, Rodentia, Sciuridae.